Messenger RNA from Neoarthrinium moseri, 240 nucleotides. RefSeq lists its product as uncharacterized. Lineage: Eukaryota; Fungi; Ascomycota; Sordariomycetes; Amphisphaeriales; Apiosporaceae. The record is from RefSeq and is a predicted model, not a curated record. The transcript has a single exon. Bases 1 to 240 code for a protein of 79 amino acids.
AUGCUUGUUACUUCCGCCUCAGACGAGAUGCAGGACAGCAAGGAGAUCCAUGUCGGCGUACUCGAACACAAUGUCGGUCGGUUUUUGGUUGUAGUACAGCCCGAAGAAGCGUGCUACAUUGAUGUGAUGGAUGUCGACGAAGCUCCCAAAAUCACUGAUCGUCAUUUGAGGUACGUCUUCCACUUUGACGAUCCGACUGCGGUCCCGGAACGAUUUGCCGAUCCAUGCAUCCGAGGUUGA